AUGGCAGACGUGUUAGCUCACAAAUUAAUGUCCACCAACAUAAGUGAUGCAGGCCCACGGGCGGAAGACUGGAAAUCUGGCUUGGUCAUUCCCACCAAAGAUACGCGACAACAGACAGAGGACGUUACCGCAACCAAAGGCCUUGAGUUCGAAGGAUUUGGACUUAAGAGAGAAUUACUAAUGGGAAUUUUUGAAGCUGGGUUCGAAAAACCCUCUCCAAUUCAAGAAGAAGCAAUUCCCGUAGCACUUACUGGACGCGAUAUACUAGCCCGAGCAAAAAAUGGUACGGGCAAAACUGCAGCUUUCGUGAUUCCAGCUCUUCAACGCAUCAAUCCUAAAAGCAAUAAGAUUCAAGCAUUAAUUUUAGUCCCCACUCGAGAGCUUGCUAUGCAGACUUCUCAGGUUUGCAAGACCCUAGGUAAUAAACUUGGAGUCAAUAUUAUGGUCACAACUGGCGGAACUUUCUUACGUGACGAUAUUGUGCGUUUAUCAGAAGCAGUUCACGUCGUUGUAGGAACCCCAGGAAGAAUUCUCGACUUAGCCGGAAAAGGGGUUGCAGAUCUGAGCGAAUGUCCCACCUUUAUUAUGGAUGAAGCCGAUAAACUACUCUCGCCUGAAUUUACACCCGUCAUUGAACAGCUUCUUCAAUUCCAUCCCAAAAAUCGGCAAGUCAUGCUAUUCAGUGCUACUUUUCCGAUAACCGUCAAAACUUUCUCAGACAAGAAUAUGGCGGACCCGUACGAAAUCAAUCUCAUGGACGAGUUAACCCUACGUGGUAUAACCCAAUAUUAUGCAUUUGUCGAAGAGCGCGAGAAGGUUCACUGCUUAAAUACUUUAUUCUCAAAACUACAAAUAAAUCAAUCAAUAAUCUUCUGUAAUUCAACUAAUCGCGUCGAGCUCCUGGCAAAAAAAAUCACUGAGCUGGGUUAUUCCUGUUUUUACAGUCAUGCUCGUAUGUUGCAAAACAACCGCAACCGAGUAUUUCAUGAUUUCCGCAAUGGCGUGUGUCGUAAUCUUGUCUGCUCAGAUCUUCUAACGCGUGGAAUCGAUAUCCAAGCCGUCAAUGUCGUAAUUAACUUUGACUUCCCAAAAAAUGCAGAGACAUAUCUACAUCGAAUUGGCAGAUCUGGUCGAUUUGGCCAUCUUGGACUCGCGAUAAACCUAAUAAAUUGGGAAGAUCGCUUUAACCUUUACAAUAUUGAGCGGGAGCUAGGUACUGAAAUUCAAGCCAUACCUGCUACCAUUGAUCGGAACCUUUAUGUUUACGAUAGCCCUGAAAAUAUACCAUGUCCAGCUGCCAAUCACCAACCCAAGCAGUCAACGCGCGACCACGGCCAGCGCCAACAUGUUGGAAAUACUCGUAAUAAUAACCAGAAUACUGCGCGCCGAAAUGAAGCAGGCAAAGAACAAGAACAAAAUAAUGAUCAGACCCUACGUCAAAAUCAGAAUGCCGGUCAAAGUAGCGUUUCUUCGACCACCGGUGCUCGACAAGAGCACAAUAAUCGACGAGGUGGCCACAGGCAACAGAAUGGCUACGGGGGGCAUCGUGGCCGAAGGCAACCCGCACCGGCCAACAAGCCUUCCCAUGCGGCAUGA
This is a messenger RNA of Blumeria graminis f. sp. triticale, 1596 nucleotides long. The record is from the annotation of a GenBank genome assembly. Lineage: Eukaryota; Fungi; Ascomycota; Leotiomycetes; Helotiales; Erysiphaceae.